AUGACAAGAACACAAUUAUUUGCAAACUAUCCAACCUCCAGGGCAACCUGCGGCAAUUCCAGACUUCCAACCGUAAAAAUAAGUGCUCCAUUUCCCGACGAUCAAGAUGACGAAGAGGACGAAGAUGACGAAGGUGACCAAGAUCAAGAAGAUCAAGAAGAUCAAGAAAAUCAACAAGUUCAAGAAGGUCAGAAAUCGGUUUCUACCACUGAACCGGGACUAGAAGCUUCUCAAAGAUGUUCCUAUCAGCAUCAAAAGGUCUUCCCUUUGAUAUCUCUCCCAACAGAACUCCUAGCCAUGAUAUUGAAAUGCCUCUCACCCAACGAAUCUCUCCACUGCGGUUUAAGCUGUCGCCGCCUGUACAAUAUACACUUCAAAAUCCACUCCAAAGUGCCUCUCGAACUCAUAGACAACUUUGAUGCUUCGGAGGUUGACCAAGGAUCAUCAGUAUCCUCAGGGCAGAAAGAUAGUUACCCCCAUCUCUGGAGGAAGAGAGUUACCCUUGGUAAAAUCACCAUGGAAGAAUUCCUUCAAAAACAACGAGAUGACGUUCUAUCGAAGCCCCUUCUCGCGCCGCCAGUUCAUGCACUAUUGCCGAAACAAAAGAUCGAAGCCUCGAUCGCUCAGACAUGGGGGUUUGUUCGUGUUAGCGAGGAGAUAGUAAGUGGGGUUCGGACUGUGAAAAGAGAAGUGAAGAUAUUGAAGGAUCACAUGAAACACUAUUACGCUGGGGGACAUCCACCUAAUAUGCGGCAGAUGCCAAAAUGUGGAUAUGUCCUCUUCAAGCCAAAAUCACAAUGGUGUUCACGCUGUGAGCAGAACCAGAACACUCAAUUUUGGGAGUGGAAGGAGAGUGAUGGAAAUGGAAAUAUUGUUUCAUUCAUUUGUCGUGUCCAGUAG
Messenger RNA from Hymenoscyphus albidus, 900 nucleotides. NCBI's taxonomy places the organism in Eukaryota, Fungi, Ascomycota, Leotiomycetes, Helotiales, Helotiaceae. The record is from the annotation of a GenBank genome assembly.